This is a messenger RNA of Phodopus roborovskii (desert hamster), 1981 nucleotides long. It is a transcript of the gene Snx6, whose product is annotated as sorting nexin 6. NCBI's taxonomy places the organism in Eukaryota, Metazoa, Chordata, Mammalia, Rodentia, Cricetidae. The transcript is spliced from 14 exons. Gene Ontology annotation, cellular component: endosome. Gene Ontology annotation, biological process: intracellular protein transport. Gene Ontology annotation, molecular function: dynactin binding; phosphatidylinositol binding. The coding region runs from base 119 to 1342 and encodes 407 amino acids. The record is from RefSeq and is a predicted model, not a curated record.
CUUCCUGAAGGCAGGGGGCGGGGCUGGCGCCAGGCUCCGCCCUCCAGCCCCACCCGCGCGGCCAGCUCGUUCGUGGCCUCGCUUGUGCGUCUGCGCGAGUCCCGGACCCGAAGCAGCCAUGAUGCAGGAAGGCCUGGAUGACGGCCCCGACUUCCUCUCGGAGGAAGACCGCGGACUUAAAGCAAUAAAUGUAGAUCUCCAAAGUGAUGCUGCUCUGCAAGUGGACAUUUCGGAUGCUCUUAGUGAAAGGGAUAAAGUCAAAUUCACUGUUCACACAAAGAGUUCAUUGCCAAAUUUUAAACAAAAUGAAUUUUCAGUCGUUCGACAACAUGAGGAAUUUAUCUGGCUUCAUGAUUCCUUCGUUGAAAAUGAAGACUAUGCAGGUUACAUUAUCCCACCAGCACCACCAAGACCUGAUUUUGAUGCUUCACGGGAAAAACUGCAGAAGCUUGGAGAAGGGGAAGGGUCAAUGACAAAGGAAGAAUUCACAAAGAUGAAACAGGAGCUAGAAGCUGAGUAUCUGGCAAUUUUUAAGAAGACAGUGGCAAUGCAUGAGGUGUUCCUGUGUCGUGUGGCAGCACAUCCAAUUUUGAGAAAAGAUUUAAAUUUCCAUGUCUUCUUGGAGUAUAAUCAAGAUUUGAGUGUUCGAGGGAAAAAUAAAAAGGAAAAGCUGGAGGAUUUCUUUAAGAACAUGGUUAAGUCAGCGGACGGAGUCAUUGUUUCAGGAGUGAAGGAUGUAGAUGACUUCUUUGAACAUGAACGAACAUUCCUUUUAGAAUAUCAUAACAGAGUUAAGGAUGCGUCUGCUAAAUCUGACAGGAUGACAAGAUCUCACAAAAGUGCUGCUGAUGACUACAAUAGAAUUGGGUCUUCAUUAUAUGCUUUAGGAACUCAGGACUCUACAGAUAUAUGCAAGUUUUUCCUCAAAGUUUCAGAACUGUUUGAUAAAACAAGAAAAAUAGAAGCCCGGGUGUCUGCUGACGAGGACCUCAAGCUUUCCGACCUGCUCAAGUACUACUUAAGGGAGUCACAAGCAGCUAAGGACCUCCUCUAUAGAAGGUCAAGGUCACUAGUGGACUAUGAAAAUGCCAAUAAAGCACUGGACAAGGCAAGAGCAAAAAACAAAGAUGUUCUACAGGCUGAAACCUCCCAACAGUUGUGCUGUCAGAAGUUUGAGAAAAUAUCUGAAUCUGCAAAACAAGAACUGAUAGAUUUUAAGACGAGAAGAGUGGCUGCAUUCAGAAAAAAUUUAGUGGAACUUGCAGAACUAGAACUAAAGCAUGCAAAGGGCAACCUCCAGCUGUUGCAGAACUGCCUGGCAGUUUUAAAUGGAGACACAUAGGCCUUGCUCCGCCUUCUGUUGAAAAGGGCUGCCUUCAAAUCGUUUGUUUUCUUGAUGACAUCCAGCAUCUAAGCUCACUGGGAACAACAGAAACAGCUGGCACGAUGCACCGGCUCUUCUUCUGAGAGACAAUGGAGCGGCCAGGCUCACUGCCCACAGGGCAGCGGUCUGCCACCCCACACUUGACCUUCCAAGAAGCCCAAAGUUUAAUUGUCUUUUCUUUUAGUAGCCUGUCUGAGUUUAUUUUGUAUGUAGCAAUCUUAUGGCUUAUUUAACCUAUGAGUCACUCGUCCAGUUUUAAUAUUCUCAGAGUCCGUUAUUCACACAUGAUAAUGGUUGCCUUUCUGGAUUUUUUUUUUUUUAAGCAUCCUGUGCCCUGCAUUCUUUCAUGUAUCAGUGUAAAACAUCUUAAUGAGACUUACUUUGACUUAAUGAGCGUAGAGUUUUGGGUCAGUUUCUGUGAGCUUUAUAUGUGAUCUCUGAAGAAAAGCAGAUGCGUUACAUGUUUGCCUUAAACUCGUGGACUAAACCAAUGUUGUAAAACGCCCAGCGAUACCAGCGGCGUUUUCACUCCAUGUUCCUUGUAUCGCUCUGGAAUUUGGGGUAGCGAUAAUAAAUCUACUCCAGUAUUAUGCUUUA